AUGACGUGGUACUCUCUCCUUCCGCCGGGACUUACGGCGUUCGAAGCAUGGCUGGUUCGAGUCUUUCUCAUCCUAGGAACAAUCAUCAUCGCCCCCUGGGCAUUCAUGAUCCUCUACGAUCUUCUACUUUACAUCUGGCGCGCGUCCACCUAUGAGAUUCCCAUCAUUGGAGGCCGGGCGAGGGGCCGACAACGGCCCCAAGCUCCUAGCUUAAGCGAGAGACCUGACGGGAGGAGGAGGACGUUUAGUUUGACGACAUCGCUGUAUGAUGGUGAUGAUGAUGGGGGAGUUGAGGAUAAUAGUUCUUCUUCGAAUGAUAAUAGUGAUGGGAGUGAAGGUGAAUCCGAUGCGUUUGCGGACGGUAGAAAAUAUGGGAUGGACAGGGAUGCGGAUGGGGUUAGCUAUAGGAAGGUGUAUGCGGAACCUGAUGUUAUCGGGGGCGAUGUGGGAGGGUAA
This is a messenger RNA of Blastomyces dermatitidis ER-3, 456 nucleotides long. RefSeq lists its product as uncharacterized. Lineage: Eukaryota; Fungi; Ascomycota; Eurotiomycetes; Onygenales; Ajellomycetaceae. The coding region runs from base 1 to 456 and encodes 151 amino acids. The transcript has 2 exons. The record is from RefSeq and is a predicted model, not a curated record.